This is a messenger RNA of Dendronephthya gigantea, 1160 nucleotides long. Its product is annotated as ras-related GTP-binding protein A-like. Gene Ontology annotation, cellular component: nucleus; Gtr1-Gtr2 GTPase complex; lysosome. The coding region runs from base 96 to 1007 and encodes 303 amino acids. Gene Ontology annotation, biological process: cellular response to amino acid stimulus; positive regulation of TOR signaling; cellular response to starvation. The record is from RefSeq and is a predicted model, not a curated record. The transcript is spliced from 9 exons. Gene Ontology annotation, molecular function: GTPase activity; GTP binding. Lineage: Eukaryota; Metazoa; Cnidaria; Anthozoa; Malacalcyonacea; Nephtheidae.
UAUUCGAUAUAUCUUCGUAAAUACAAAGUCUGUUCAUCUGUCGUGGAAAUUAUAUAAAAUUUUAAACAGGCUUGCAUUUCGCAGUUUUUUUCAAAAUGAACAAGAAAAAGGUUCUUCUCAUGGGGAAAAGUGGGUCGGGAAAGACUAGUAUGCGAUCUAUUAUCUUUGCGAACUAUAUCGCCCGCGAUACAAGACGUUUGGGGGCUACAAUUGAUGUAGAGCACUCACAUGUCAGAUUUCUUGGAAAUUUGGUAUUGAAUUUAUGGGACUGUGGUGGGCAAGAGGCAUUUAUGGAGAACUACUUUGACAGUCAGAGAGACAACAUAUUUCAAAAUGUCCAAGUUCUUAUAUAUGUUUUCGAUGUGGAGAGCCGUGAACUGGAAAAGGACAUGCACUACUAUCAAUCAUGCCUAGAAGCAAUCCUUCAUAAUUCACCGAAUGCUAAGAUAUUUUGCCUCAUUCAUAAAAUGGACUUGGUACCUGAUGAUCAACGAGAUGAGAUUUUCAACGAACGCCAAGAUGAUUUAAAACGAUUGUCCAAACCAUUAGAAUGCACAUGUUUUAGAACGUCAAUCUGGGAUGAAACUCUAUAUAAGGCGUGGUCGUCCAUCGUAUACCAACUGAUUCCUAAUGUUACCGAACUAGAAGACAAUUUAAGUAAAUUUGCUGAUAUUAUCGAUGGUGACGAAGUUCUCUUGUUCGAACGCGCAACAUUUUUAGUCAUAUCUCAUUGUCAGAGAAAAGAGCAUAAAGAUGUUCAUCGAUUUGAAAAAAUUAGUAAUAUAAUAAAGCAGUUCAAACUAAGUUGCAGUAAACUCCACGCUCAUUUCCAGAGUAUGGAAGUUCGUAAUUCUGGUUUUGCGGCGUUUAUCGACGUCUUCACAGCCAAUACAUAUGUGAUGGUCAUUAUGUCCGAUUCCACUAUAUCAUCAGCCGCAACGUUGAUCAACAUUCAUAACGCCAGACGACACUUUGAAAAAUUGGAGAAGAAACCUGCCAGCAGCUAGCACGUAGAAAGCAAUACCAUCGACGAAUUAUUUUGAAUUGUUUAAGGCGAAUAGCAAUAAAAAAUAUUUUCGACAAUUAUUGGAAGCACAGUUGAGUAAGGUUACAAAGUCCUCUUAUGUACAUAUAAUUUUCACAUUAACUUUCUAAUUUAU